AUGACAAUAUCACGCGAGGAUGGCGAAGAUUCACAUCAACACCAUCAUCAUCACCACCACCAUCAUCAUCAUCAUCGCGGUGGUCAGGGGCAUAAUCACGGUAAUAAAGUUCCAUAUAAUGGCUAUAAUUCCGAGGAGUAUCUGGAUCGACUGGAACCAAAUGGAAAUAUACCAGCCGAUAAGUCGAAUUGCAGAUAUGGAGCCCAAGAAACUGCAAAAAACGAUAAAACACAAGACUGGCGUAGCACCGACAGCACCGACCACCAUGAUCGCGUCCAGCGGCAAUUGUCCGUUUCAUCCGAUAGCAAAUUGCUGGACGAUGACAUUCGAGAGGAGACGCGCGUUAUUAUGCGUCCGAAAAAGCCGCCCAGACCUAAAUCGGAGGUUUUCCUCAACAAACAAGAAACGCAUCCGCGACGGAAACGAUUUAGUGCUUUUGGUGGUGACUCGCCAUUUGGAAAAUCUGAUGCCUACAUAAAACUGGAACCGCUCGGUGAGGGUUCAUAUGCCACUGUCUACAAAGGCUUCAGCAAUUUAACACAUCAACGUGUUGCAUUAAAAGAAAUUAGACUGCAAGAGGAGGAGGGUGCCCCAUUUACGGCGAUACGUGAAGCCUCGCUGCUGAAAGAACUGAAACACUCAAAUAUUGUGACGCUGCACGACAUUGUGCAUACAAGAGAAACGCUGACGUUCGUUUUUGAAUAUGUGAAUACCGACUUAUCACAGUAUAUGGAAAAGCAUCCUGGCGGUCUGGAUCAUCGUAACGUACGUUUAUUUCUGUUUCAAUUGCUGCGCGGCCUCUCCUACUGCCAUAAGCGACGCGUCCUGCAUCGUGAUGUUAAGCCGCAAAAUUUAUUGAUAAGCGAUUGUGGUGAAUUGAAAUUGGCGGAUUUCGGUUUGGCGCGCGCAAAAAGUGUUCCCAGUCAUACGUAUUCGCAUGAAGUCGUUACGUUAUGGUACCGUCCACCAGAUGUUCUGCUCGGCAGCACUGAAUACUCGACAUCGCUGGAUAUGUGGGGCGUCGGUUGUAUAUUUGUGGAAAUGGUAACUGGCAUGCCCACAUUCCCCGGUAUACGUGAUACAUAUGAUCAACUGGAUAAAAUAUUUAAAUUACUCGGCACACCCACUGAGGAGACGUGGGCGGGUGUAACACAUUUUCCUGGUUAUAAACCGCAUAAAUUAGGUUUUUAUCGACCCCGCAAAUUAGGUCACAAUUUUCCUAGACUCUAUGACAUCGUUGAUGGUGAGACGAUAGCGAAUGCCUUCCUGCAAUUAAACCCAGAGGAAAGAAUAGGAGCUGAAGAGGCGCUGCAACAUCCAUACUUUGCGCCGUUGCCGCGAAAACUCUAUGAGUUGCCCGAUGAAACAUCAAUAUUCAGCGUUGAGGGAGUGCACUUAUUUCCUGAGCCGAAUCGGCAAAAUAAAUGAAAAUUAAAGCAAGUCCUUUCGGUGGAUGGUGUACGUUUCUAUUGUUAGCAGCAACAGCCAUAAAUAUUGUAAUUCAACUUUUUUACUUCAAGCUUAAUUUUUGUAUAACAAUUGUUUCAAUUUUCUAUAUUUUUAUUUAAUAAUUUUAUGUAGUUGUAAAGCAAAGUUGAAAAAAAAACAACAACGCCACAAUUGAUUUGUAAAAUUAGUUAAUUAUCAGCGAAAAUGUGAGAUAGAAAAGAUACAAACAAAAACAAAAACAAAAACA
Molecule: messenger RNA, 1696 nt
Organism: Rhagoletis zephyria (snowberry fruit fly)
Lineage: Eukaryota; Metazoa; Arthropoda; Insecta; Diptera; Tephritidae
Gene: Eip63E
Product: cyclin dependent kinase Eip63E
Biological process (GO): protein phosphorylation
Cellular component (GO): nucleus; cytoplasm
Molecular function (GO): cyclin-dependent protein serine/threonine kinase activity; heme binding; ATP binding
Source: RefSeq, a predicted model, not a curated record